Molecule: messenger RNA, 1632 nt
Organism: Alligator sinensis (Chinese alligator)
Lineage: Eukaryota; Metazoa; Chordata; Crocodylia; Alligatoridae
Product: cyclic nucleotide-binding domain-containing protein 2-like
Exons: 15
Coding region: 73-1632 (519 amino acids)
Source: RefSeq, a predicted model, not a curated record
GGCUCUCCGAAUCUUUGAUGACUUGGGCAGGGAGCUGGAGCUGGACGCAGACCCGCUAUUCCUAGUUCUCUGAUGAAUAAAAGCAAGCCUGGAGAUGAUAGAGUUGAUACCAGCAAGGAGUGCACAGACAAGGAAGCUGGUGGAACAGAAAGUGCAAAGCAAGAGACAUCCUGUCCUCAAUUCGCUGUUCUACAGGCUUCCAAGUGUGAAGACAUUGUACUGCCUGGGAAUGACACACAUGGCAGCUAUAAGAGUCUCCGUAAAUUCCGCAGAGCAGUUCUGGUCAUCCAGGUCAUUCGCAAUCUCAUUAAAAUGUACAGGGACUAUGCAGCAUCUAAAGCUGAAUUGCUAUCCUUUGCUCAGCUUCAAUACACUGGAUCCAGCACAGAGACUGAAAACCUCCUCUUUGACUGUGCUUAUUUUAAAGCUAAAGUAGAGACAACUAUCAGCAGUGAGGCACGAGUCAUUCUCUCAGGGCCUCCAGAAAACCGAAAAUCAGAAGGCAUCAAACUGGCCAUGCUGUCGUUAAAGUCAACAGUCAGUACUUUCUCAGAAUACCCUGUUCACAUCCAGGAGAAGCUGGCACAGCUGGGUUGGUAUGAAUGUUUUGGGCCAGGAAGAGUGAUCAUCAGGCAAGGCCACAUUCCGCAGAAUUUCUAUUUGAUUCUCUCAGGCACUGCUGUGGUCACUAAGGUGGCUCUCAACCAACAGACUGGAGAGCUUUAUGCCAGAACGGUUGCUUUUCUGAAGAAAGGGAAAUACUUUGGGGAUGUUGCCAUCUUGACUGGUGCUAGGAGAAAUGCCACAGUAGUCUGUCAUGAUACUGUUUCCCUGCUGGCUCUUUCUAGACAGGACUUCUUAAAUAUAUUUCUGAGCCGGGAAUCUACUGAGGGGCCAGAUUUUAUAGAUUUCCUGCACAAGACUGAACUUCUUUCAGGAUGGCCAAUUGAAAAGUUGCCUUACAACAACCCCAGAAUUUGUGCUCAGACCUUUUUCAGACCAGGCACAGUCAUUACAAAGGAUUCAAAGUCAUCAUCCAAAAUUUAUGUGAUCAAAACUGGGAGGCUGCGGGUCUUGAAGGCAGUGACACCUUCGAAACCUCAGUUAUCAUUAGAGUCUUUCAGAUACUCCCGACUCUACUAUGAGCCUGCUAGUAAUGAAGGAUAUUCAAAUGAAGCCUUGACUAAGCAGAGGGAACCUGGGAGUCAGAAGGUUCAGCCGUUCUCAGACACUUUUAUUGAAGAAGAAUACCUCUUACCAGUGCUUCAGAGGGAGAAAAAAACACCUGAACAGCAAUCCACAGCAAGUUGCACCCAAAAGGCUCUGACUUCAGACAUGGAAGAUAACACUGAAAUGAAGGAAAGAGCGGAUGCCACUAAAAAAUUCAUUCACAUUCAGACUCUCCGAGCAGGUGAUAUAUUUGGUCUGGUAUAUGUAGUCUUUGAAGACGCACUUAGCAUGACCUUGGUUUCUGAUGGAGCUGAGUGCAUUGUGGUAUCAAAGGAGUUCUUCAAGAAGCACAUGAAUGAAGACUAUCGCCAAAAAUUAUGCACAUCUGAUUCCUUCCUAGUGGCCCAGAAUAUUUACAUUUAUGGUAGCAUUGCUGCAGCAUAUUGGACAAUUGUAGACUAG